This is a messenger RNA of Bacidia gigantensis, 3174 nucleotides long. RefSeq lists its product as uncharacterized. The coding region runs from base 1 to 3174 and encodes 1057 amino acids. Lineage: Eukaryota; Fungi; Ascomycota; Lecanoromycetes; Lecanorales; Ramalinaceae. The record is from RefSeq and is a predicted model, not a curated record. The transcript is spliced from 4 exons.
AUGACGUCCUACGAUCAUGAGGCCGUCGGGUCACCGGGGAGCAUCACAGAUGAUCUUGUUGAGAGAGAGGGAUUCACGCUGCUCGCCUCUGGGGGCCCAAAGCCUCUUUUUGAUAUUGUAUUUGUCCAUGGACUACAGGGUCAUCCUGAACUGACUUGGACACACAUCGAAUAUGUGCAACAAGCAGAUCAAAGUGACUCGAAUAACAAGGAUAUCCAACGCACAUUUCUCAGCAAAGCUUUGCACCUCUUUAGGCAGGAUGAGAAGGCGACUCAACAACAAAGCCGAACCUUUUGGCCGAGAGACAUGCUACCGGAACAUUUCCCCUCAGCCCGAAUUUUGACAUACGGCUAUGCAUCCCGAGUCAGCUACUUCUUCGGCAACGACAGGCCCAGUCAUGAAAACUUGACUGAGAACGGAAGAACAUUCUUGAACGGCCUUGCUGCUCAUCGUUCUCAUGCAGUCGGGCGUCCUUUGAUGCUAAUAACACAUUCUCUUGGCGGGUUGAUCAUCAAAUCGGAGGCUUUUUACAUAACGUCUUUUCAAGAGACUCGGAGCUUCCGAUCUAUCAAAGGUCUCGACUCCAAGAUUGUGGAAAACGACUCUUCAGGUCUUGAUCACAAGCACGAACGAAAGCAGGGAAUCAAUGCCAAUCACAUUGAAAUGUGCAAAUUUGCUAAGACCGGUCGUAGCCAUAUAGAGUACAGAGACAAGGUGCGUCGGGAAAUACAGCGACAUUCUGAGCGCAUGUCGAAGGAAUCAAAGACGCAACAAGAAAAUUGCAUGAAAGCGCUCAAAGACUGCGCCGUCACGAACAUACGGGAAGAACAGGUAGAACCUGCACAUGGUCAAACAUUAUAUUGGUUAUUGAGAGCCGGGACAGGUCCAGAUUCUCCACGACUUUUUGAGUGGCUCAGCAACCAAUGGGGGGUCUUCUGGAUCCAAGGGAGACCGGGAUCUGGGAAAUCAACUGCAAUGAAGUUCCUUUUACACCACCCCCAGACGGUAAAGAGUCUCAACCUUAAAACCGGACCCCUUAAAUGGAGACUGGCCGGAGUGUUUUUCACUGAUAGACUUAGCGAAGUAGAGCGGUCAUGGAAGGGCUUACUUGCAUCCUUGCUAGAUCAGCUUGUGACCCAGGUGACUGAGCUGCAGGAACUCAUAGUACCGUUUAGUCUAAGGAAAAGAGGUAAGACUCCGGAGACUUCAACCUUCGAACAGUCACCUCACGAAUGGAGUAUUCUGUCGCUACAACAAGCACUUCUGUUCUGCAAAAAUCAACAAAUCGUCGAAUUCAAAAUGUGCUAUUUCGUUGAUGCGCUCGAUGAAAAUGACGAAAGCAAACAUUCUCGCAGGAACGUAAGUAAUUUUUUAAUGCAGCUUGCAAGUGAUCCAUCCGAUGCUGGGUAUGGGAUUUUCAAAAUUUGCACAGCAAGUAGGCCUGAGAAUGAUCUGUCCGAGCUUCUUUCCUCAUACAAUGGCUUCAAAAUGCAAGAGUGGACCAGGCCAGACAUUGAGGCUUAUGUAGGCGAUAAGCUGGGCGAGCAUCCUCCCAUGAGGGCCCUAGUUCAGUCUCAACAUAUAACGAUAAGUGAAAGAGCAAGAACUCUCAUGGCAAGUAUUGUGCAUAAAGCUGAAGGGGUGUUUCUCUGGGUACGAUUGAUCGUUGAGGAUCUACGUGAUUCUCUUACCAAUGGACUCGCUUUGGGUAUUGAUGAUCUCGAAGAAAGGCUUGGACAAACGCCUCAGGAACUGCGUGAACUCUACGUGCUGAUUUUGAGGAGAAUACCACCUGACUCAACGCUCGAUGCUUACGUCAUAUUUGAAUGUGUCCUUCGGGCCCGACAGCCGAUAAGCUUGUUAGACCUAUGGCUCAUACUGGAGACUCGUAAAAAGAGUUGUUCACAAGAUCUUCACGGAGUCUCUGACGAUCAGGUCAGUUCUAUUCUUCGUAGUAAAUCGGCCCUCGAAAGGCGUAUCAAGACCUGCUCAGGAGGGCUUCUCGAGGUUAGAAUACAAUCAAUCUCGCUUAACAGAUAUACUGUACAAGUCUUGCAUCAAACCGUUCGAGAGUACCUGAUCGAAUCCUCGAUCCUUACCUUCCUUCUCUACCAUGUGAAGGGUAAGCCAGUAUCUGCGCAAGACAAAGCGGAUUUCAUUUUCUUACGUACUCAUCUCUACUGGCUUCGGACACCAAAGACUCGACGGGAGGAGCUCUGCUUCGGUGCCCCUGUGUACGGGGACGAUAAUCUACUGUGGCACGCCAGCGGUGCCGAUCAGCUCAAAUUUGAGCCGUACAUCGGGAUCUUAGAUCAAAUCGAUAGGAUCAUGUGCUCGGAAAAUAACGCCUCGUGGCCUGCGCUAUACUUCAUGUCAAUCGAAGACCCUGAAAUUACAAAUCUCAAUCUCUUCACGCACGCAAUUUCAGUGGGUAUGUACUAUUAUGUGGAGCAAAAGCUUCAGGAGAACCCAGGUCUAAUAUCUCGUCUUGUCGGGAAGCCCUUACUCCACUUCGCUGUUGAUCUCGCAUACUCGGAUAGUUGGUUGAAGUCUGAUGAGAAUGGUGCCCUGAAUAUUGUAAUGCUCAAACUCUUGUUGCGUCAUGGUGCGAAUGUCGCAGACCGCUACGACUACGGGUAUGGUGAAGUGACUUCGCUACAAGUAUUAUCGUCUAUCUCGAUGAUGAUCUCUGGCUCAUGGAAUGAGGCCCAUUUGGAAGAGGCACUGUCAGUUCUCAUGGAAUAUGAUGCUGACCCUAACCAAACAAUUACCGUAGGCGAGGAGCCGUCAUCUUUUGUUCCCCUCAUUUUUGCACUUCUAGUACGUCCCGGAGCAACAAAAAGGAAAGUGUCUAUGAUCAAGUGCUUGGUUGAACACGGCGCUGAUCUUGAGGCACUGGAUUACAGACACUGGACAUUCGUUGAUAGAGCCUUAUUGGCGGAUUUUCUUGCUACCACAGCCGACUGGAUUUGGCUCUUCGAACGCGGUCUGAGAAUACAUUCUGCGGCAGUUUCGAGACUAUACGGCCCUGAUGCGGCUCAUCACAGCCUUCGUGCAGAGAUAUGUCGAAAGCCUACGUACUACUCACCGGGUGCAAGACGCAAAGCCGCAAAGUUCAAUCCACAGUGGACUUUCACUGAGAAAUAUCUGGGACUGCCCUCUGCAAAAAAAUAA